UAUAAUCUACGUCGAAUAAUUUUUAUAUCAACUUAAUGUCCACCUUGAUGUAUCUUUUAGUUUAACGCUCACAAUGUAAGUGUUAUUAGAAGGAGAAGUGAUCACCUCUAAAGACUAUACAUUAUUAUAUUAUCUAGUGCUCGUUGACAGAUCACUAUUUACCGUCAAUUAUUUGAUUUUUUUAAUCCGUUCGUUCUAAUUCUUUUCAUACUUCUUUUUAAAAAUUCUUUUACGCUAAUCUUCAGUACAAUGCAGUCUCAUCCAUUGUUUGAUGGAGCAUUUCAAUGCCUAUUACCGACGAAUGUAGUUGAUGCCAGUGAUUUACGUCAAAUUCCUGAUAACCAAGAAGUAUUUGUUCAUCCGUCAACCUCUCAAAGUAUCACUAUAGAUAUUUUGGAAUACGUGGAUGCUAGUAAUCAUGAAGAUGCAGCAAGAAUGCAUUUUAAUGAAAUCGGUGCAGCUAAUGAAGCUACAGAUUCAAACAUUUCUUCUCUAAGAACUGUGUCACUACAUAAUCCAGAUCCUUAUUGUUCUUCUGUCGUUUUAUUAUCUGGACAGCAAAAAGUGUCCAAGUUUAAUCAAUCCAAUGAAGAUGUUGUAUUCAUUUACAUGGCUUUAUAUAGAUAUACACAAUUCCAAGCGGAUGUAUUAGUUAUUGUCAAUAAUCCUGAUGGUGAAGAUGGUAGUAUCAUUCAUUCACCUUCAUCAGGUCACGAUCAAGUUCAUUUCACGUCCCAAAAUAAUAACAAUAAUGAUACUAGCUAUUCUACAGAUUUAAUAUGGUCACAAGAUGAAAUAAACACAAUACUACCUUCUUUACGUCUAAUAAAUGCAAAUGUUUUUGCAUCAUAA
Messenger RNA from Schistosoma bovis, 852 nucleotides. The record is from the annotation of a GenBank genome assembly. NCBI's taxonomy places the organism in Eukaryota, Metazoa, Platyhelminthes, Trematoda, Strigeidida, Schistosomatidae.